Molecule: messenger RNA, 906 nt
Organism: Arachis duranensis
Lineage: Eukaryota; Viridiplantae; Streptophyta; Magnoliopsida; Fabales; Fabaceae
Product: vesicle-associated membrane protein 711
Exons: 4
Coding region: 109-768 (219 amino acids)
Biological process (GO): vesicle-mediated transport
Cellular component (GO): membrane
Source: RefSeq, a predicted model, not a curated record
CAGGAGAGAAAGCCAGAUAGAUAGAAGAGAAUUGAAAAUUUGAAACGCUUAAGUGUGUGACAGUUGACACCAAUCUCAAUUUUGAAUCCCAAUCUGAAUCUGAGAUAAAUGGGGAUACUCUAUGCCUUGGUGGCACGUGGAUCGGUGGUGCUGGCGGAGUUCUCCGCCACCUCCACAAACGCCAGCGCCAUCGCCAAACAGAUUCUCGACAAGAUCCCGGGCACCAACGACACCCACGUCUCUUACUCUCAGGAUCGAUACAUCUUCCAUCUCAAGCGCACCGAUGGCCUCACCGUUCUCUGUAUGGCCGACGACACCGCCGGAAGGAGACUUCCUUUUGCAUUUCUUGAGGAAAUUCAUCAGAGGUUUGUGAGAACUUAUGGACGUGCAGUUCAUUCAGCUCAGGCUUAUGGGAUGAAUGAUGAGUUCUCAAGGGUUUUGAGCCAGCAAAUGGAAUAUUACUCUAAUGAUCCUAAUGCCGAUAGGAUCAAUAGACUCAAAGGUGAAAUGAGUCAGGUAAGAAAUGUCAUGAUAGAAAAUAUUGACAAGGUUUUGGAUAGAGGUGAUCGUCUGGAAUUGCUGGUGGAUAAAACUGCUAACAUGCAAGGAAACACCUUUCGCUUCAGGAAGCAAGCUCGUCGAUUCAGAAGCACAGUCUGGUGGAGAAAUGUUAAGCUUACGGUUGCACUCAUAGUAAUCCUACUUGUGAUAGUAUAUAUUGUGUUGGCUUUUGUUUGCCACGGGCCUGCGCUACCAUCUUGCAUAUAAGGGAAGGAUCCGAUCGACAAGUGAAUUUUGAGUGUGCUGCUUCCUUGGCGUCUUCAGCUUGCAUAUGUCAGUUUUCUUCUCAGCUUCCUUUGUUUAUAGAGAUUUUCCAUUUGUUCAACUUCGGUUGAAGAUUCUCUA